Molecule: messenger RNA, 1345 nt
Organism: Podarcis muralis (Common wall lizard)
Lineage: Eukaryota; Metazoa; Chordata; Lepidosauria; Squamata; Lacertidae
Source: RefSeq, a predicted model, not a curated record
AGCCUGCUUAACCUUCACACUGUGUCGUCAUAGUGAUGAUGUUGCUAUGGCGCCAACAGGUCUUUUGCAGUCAGGAUUCAGGUUCAUAUAUUGAUUGCUGCAGCCUUCUAGGGCACAGUGGAUAUGGACUGAUUUACUGAUAAGUAAAGAAAAGGCAGCCCAGAAAACCUCUCCAUUGAUGCAUUAUCUCACCCUGCACUGGUUCAAUAUGGGAAUGCUACUAUUCCUGGCACGUAAAGGGCUGUCUCUGGAGUGCUGGAUUUGUAAUGGCAUUGAACUGGAUUGCACUGGAACUCUGAAGAAAUGUUCAUCUAUUUUUGACAGUUGUGCCAUUGUUCAAUCAUACAACAUUAGAGGACAACAGUACGUGCUGAAAACCUGCAAGCAAUCCACUAGCUGCUAUGAAGGCUUCACAGCCAUUAAAUUUGCUGAAGGAGAAACAGUGUUCACCAAGGUUUCCUGUUGCAAGGGGAAUGGCUGCAAUAAGGCUGCUCCACCAUUGCCAGAUGUAAACAUGACAGCCAACGGGAGGAAAUGUCGAGGGUGCUUUGCUAUCAACAGACAACGAUGCUUUGCUCAAGCGGUUGCCCACUGCGAGGGAGACCAGCACUAUUGUUCCGAUGUGUCUGGCUUCGCAGAGGUUCCAUCCCCUAUAUUUGCUGGAUCUCCUGCCUUGGUGAUUGCAAUUGCCUUCAAGGGCUGUGUGAACAAAGCUUUCUGCGACGCUCAUUAUGAAGGCGUUUUCCAUACUUCCAUGCUUGUUGUGACUGCAAGAGGUCAUUGCCAGCUUGCUUCUUUCAUGGUUCGUGCCGCUCCACAAUUCUUUGGACUCUUCCUUCGAGCCUUGGUUGGGCUCCUCCUUGCGAUGAACUUUGCUUGAUUUGCCUCCAGCAAAAGGGUCCAGGGGAACCACAUUUGAAUAGUCCUUCCUUCCCAUGUGGCUAAUGAAAAGCCAUAAGCAGACCAAAGGCUUUACAGGGAAGGCGACCUCAGAUCUCCCAAAGUGUGCAAGGGCCCAUGUGUUAUUUUCCACUGCGGUGUCUGGCAGUAUCAGAACAUGGCAACACCAAGCAGGAAUCGAUGGAAGCUGGAACUGGGAGUGAUUUUGUUUUUACUAUUUUAUAAUAAUUAUUUUUUGCAUUUUCUAUUUUACAUAAACAAAUGAAUUAUAUUCAUUUAAACAAAAAGGAUAAUAUGUUUAUGUAUUUCAUAUAUAAUCCUUUUUGACUCCCCCCACCCGAUUGUGGAUCUUAAUGUAAUGAUUUCCCCCUCUGCACCUCUUUCAUAACACUAUUUUUAUAAAUCCUUUGUCAAUCCUUAGUUCAAUUUUUUUACUACAAGUUUU